Dipodomys ordii (Ord's kangaroo rat) is the source of this 1782-nucleotide messenger RNA. Its product is annotated as zinc finger protein 883-like. Gene Ontology annotation, biological process: negative regulation of transcription by RNA polymerase II. Lineage: Eukaryota; Metazoa; Chordata; Mammalia; Rodentia; Heteromyidae. Gene Ontology annotation, molecular function: DNA-binding transcription repressor activity, RNA polymerase II-specific. The record is from RefSeq and is a predicted model, not a curated record.
AUGACGUUCACCUUACCUAGCCCUCAAGGUCAACAGCACCUCAAUUUCAGCUGCUAUCUUUCCAAGACUAAGGAAAAGGCCUGCACUCCAGUUUCUGAACCCUCUGCAGAAUUCUCUUUUAAGCCUUCUGCAGCCAGCUCUCAGUGCUCUCAGUGCUGUGAGAAUUUAUCAUUUGAUGAUGUGGCUGUGGACUUCACCUGGAAGGAGUGGCAGGAUCUAGAUCCUGGUCAGAGGACCCUUCAUAGAGAUGUGAUGCUGGAGACCUAUAGCAACCUCAUGUCCUUGGGGCUCUGUGUUCCUAAGCCUAAACUGAUUGUCAAGCUGGAGCAAGGUGCAGAACCAUGGAUAAGAGAAGGCUCAGAAGAGAAUUUCACAGAUGUCCAAGAAAUGGAGGAUGUGAUUGGCACCUGUCAGGAAAAUCACAAUGAAUAUCUAUCUGAAGUAGCAGUCCUGACUAGUAACCGAGGGGAGGAAAAAGUGAGACUUAUAAGAAGUUUUAAUUUGAGCUCAAAACAGAAGUCAGAACUGAUUAAGAAUAAUGGGAACUCCUUAGGGAUGAGGACAGAAAAGCUCACUGGGUGUCAGAACAUGGAUGCUUUCAGUGAACCUGGAAAGAUAUGUGCUGCAUAUAGACCUCAUGUGUCUUCUGCAGUUGAAGAAUAUAAACAGUGUGGGAGGUCUUUCACCGAGAAAACACACCUUAUUCUCCCUCAGAGAACACAAACAGGAGAGAAUCCUUAUGAAUGUAACAUGUGUGAAAAGAUUUUCACCUGCAAGGCAUAUCUUACUGUCCACCAGAGAAUCCACACAGGAGAUAAACCAUAUGAAUAUAACGUGUGUGGAAAGUCUUUCACCCAGAAGCGAAACCUUACUGGCCACCAGAGAACACACACAGGAGAAAGACCUUAUGAAUGUAACAUGUGUGGAAAGUCUUUCACCUGGAAGACACACCUUACUGUCCACCAGAGAACACACACAAGAGAGAAACCUUAUGAAUGUAACAUGUGUGGAAAGUCUUUUUCUGGCAAGCCAGGCCUUACUGGCCACCAGAGAACACACAUAGGAGAUAAACCUUAUGAGUGUAACAUGUGUGGAAAGUCUUUCACCUGGAAGUCAAACUUCAUUGUCCACCAGAGAAUACACACAGGAGAGAAACCUUAUGAAUGUAACACAUGUGGAAAGUCUUUCACCCAGAAGGCAUACUUUACUUUCCACCAGAGAACACACACAGGAGAGAAACCUUAUGAAUGUAACUUGUGUGGAAAGUCUUUCUCCAGGAAGGUACAAUUUACUCUCCACCAGAGAACACACACAGGAGAGAGACCCUAUGAAUGUAACUUGUGCGGAAAGCCUUUUACCUGGAAGUCAUCGCUCACUGCCCAUCAGAGAACACACACAGGAAAGAAACCUUAUGAAUGUCAUAUGUGUGGAAAGUCUUUUAGACAGCAGGUAUACUUUACUCUCCACCAGAGAACACACACAGAAGAAAAACCUUAUGAAUGUAACAUUUGUGGAAAUUCUUUCACCCAGAAGUCAACCCUUAUUCGCCACCAGAGAACACACACAAGAGAGAAACCUUAUGAAUGUAACAUGUGUAGAAAGUGUUUUACCUGGAAGUCAAACCUUACUGUACAUCAGAAACACACAGGAAAGAAAGCUUAUGAAUGUCAUAUGUGUGGAAAGUCUUUAGCCAGAAGCCAGACCUUACUUUUGCAUCAGAGAACAGACACAAGAGACCAAAAUUAUGAAUGUAACAAAUGUGGAAAGUCUUUCCACCAUUAA